Molecule: messenger RNA, 1738 nt
Organism: Pollicipes pollicipes
Lineage: Eukaryota; Metazoa; Arthropoda; Thecostraca; Pollicipedomorpha; Pollicipedidae
Exons: 6
Coding region: 415-840 (141 amino acids)
Source: RefSeq, a predicted model, not a curated record
CGUGGUUUCGCAUGCUUGGUUUGUGUAUACCGCACAAUAAUAGCCGGCUGUUCUAGGGCCCUGGGCGGCUGCUGGGGUAGGUGGUGCUGCUGCGCGACGCCAAGGCAUAUAAAGAAAGCUUAGGUGCCUUAGAAGUGUAGUUUCUUCAGAUCAGGUCACGGCUAGAUCGGGGAAACGGAUGUGCCUUCAUGAAGCCAUGUCUCAGCUUGAAGUUGCAGAUUGGGAUGAAGACAGUCCUGCUAUGGACAGUGUGACAUACUGAUACUGCCUUGCUGGGUAGCACGGCAGACGUCGAGACUGAAGACGCCCUGUGUGCCCGCCUGGUGCCGGACGCUCUGCGAACGCUCGGACGUGGCCGCUCUGCGUCGGCUGACCACCACGCUGACCGAGAUACCGGAGACCUACCUGGCCGACAUGAUCUUCACCACCGUCGACAGCAGCGAUUCAGAGCGCGAGGCGGCGCUGGACGACAUGCUGCGCGUGCCGUACACGCGGACGGCGAUGACGUCAGCGCUGCGCCGCCGCCAGCUGGCGGACGUGACGCGGCUGAUGGAGCACGUGGCCCUCCGCCUGCAGUCGGCCGAGACGGAGCUGGCCGAGCAGGCGCUGCUGGACUGGCUGACGGUGCUUCUAGACUCCCAGUACGCCAGCCUGGCGCUCUCGGAUGGCCCGGGCGUGCGCCAGCUGCUGGAGCGGAUCGCCCAGUGGCGGGACCGCCAGGAGCUGGCGGCGCAGGAGGCGGCGCUGCUGCUGCGCACGCUGGACCAAGUGACGGCGCUUCGGCGCGACCCACCCUCGCCGCCGGCCGCCGACUACUGCGUCGAGACGCUCCAGCUGUGACCCGGCCCGACCGUCAGGACUGCCGACCUGGCCAGGUCACUCCAGACGUGACACGGGUCGGGUCAUGCGGAGUCGUGAGCCAACCCGUUCGUCCGGAGGUGAUUUGGCCGGCCCGGUCACGUCAGCUGGGGAGACUGGUCCGGACAAUAUCGGAGCCGCCCGGUCGCACCAGCGGUGACGUGACCUGGUGGCCAGCUGUGGCGUGACCUGGUAACACCAGUUGUGACGUGACCUGGUGACCAGCUGUGACGUGACCUGUUCACACCAGUUGUGACGUGACCUGUUCACACCAGCUGUGGCGUGACCUGUUCACACCAGUUGUGACGUGACCUGGUGACCAGCUGUGGCGUGACCUGGUGACACCAGUUGUGACGUGACCUGUUCACACCAGCUGUGACGUGGACUGGUCCCACCAGCUGUGACGUGACCUGGUGACCAGCCGUGACCACCGGGAGCGUCGCGUCAUCCACUGAUACGCGCCCGGCUGAGCGCCGCCCUGCCCCGAGCCGGAGGUGUCCGGGGACGUACACCUCUGUCAUGACCCGUGCCCGGUCGGGGGCUGGUGAGGGCCGCGCGGCUGGCAGUGUUGCCAGGGGAUCGGGUUCGCCUGGUCUGGCUCAGGCUUGGACGGCAGGCUUGGGGUUCCGCGAGUCCCCCCCCCCCCCCCUCUUCCCUCCUCCUCCACCGGGACUUGUUCUAGGGCGCGGCGGAUUUGUGGCGUUCAGGGAGACCCGCGGGUUCGAGGUGUGUUGAUGACAACCAGGACGGGUGGAAUUGGUGUGUGUGCUGGAAGCAGGCGUUCUCCAGUCGUGCUCAUCUGACUGCGGUGAAAUAGUGCGCACCUGACCACGGUGAGAUGGUGAAGGUGCGGAAAUAAACGCGCCGAUGCUAUGUUUUA